Fusarium redolens is the source of this 1191-nucleotide messenger RNA. RefSeq lists its product as uncharacterized. The coding region runs from base 1 to 1191 and encodes 396 amino acids. The record is from RefSeq and is a predicted model, not a curated record. Lineage: Eukaryota; Fungi; Ascomycota; Sordariomycetes; Hypocreales; Nectriaceae. The transcript has a single exon.
AUGGAGGAGUUGGGCAUUUCCAAGGCAGCGUUAAAAGUUCGCAACUGGCGAAAACCCUGUAAGCUCGAGAUAGAACUCGCCGAACACUAUUACGCGAAGAUCUAUUCUUCUGGGUCAGUUGUGCAAGGUCAUUUAGCUAUCUCGCCGGCUAGCGAUAUUUGUGCUUCCUCCAUCACCAUCUCCUUUGAUGGCACUACAACGAUCCGUACGGUCGGUCAAAAGUUAACAGCUACAACUACACACCGCUUUCUGAAGAUUGACUUAAUUUCCUCCGACAUCCUUGAGUUGGUCUCAACAACACUCACAAAGAACCACUCCUGCAAAAUACCUUUCCAAUUCACUUUACCUUAUCAACUGGAUUCAACGGCUUGCACACACAACGUCGUAUCGACAACUGUCACAGACAAGCACUUAUUCCUCCCUCCAACGAUUGGAGCGGAGUGGAAUCGAGGUGACAUGAGCCCUGGAGUGGUUGAGGUUGAAUAUGGAAUCAAUGCCUGCGUCGUAUCAACUCCAUCUCUGGACACAGGUCACAGUCAAGAUGUAAUGGCCAAGAGAGCCAUACGAUUUAUUCCCAGGUUAACAGAGAGCCCACCUCUCCAUGUGUCGUUGACCAGUCCACGAUACAAGCUGCAAGGUACGAAAUCUCUUCGGAGUAACUCGUUCAAGCGACCGUUCGGCAUCAUCAGCGCCACAGCGAUGCAGCCUGAACCACUUCAUCUCCAAUCUUAUGGAACCGUCAUUACUCCAUCGUUCAUUGAUGUCACCUUGACCUUCAAUCCUGAAAAUGAUGGAAUCACGCCCCCGAAGCUGGAUGGCGUAUCUCUUUCAGUCCGGUCCUACACUUGGCAUCAGGCCGACCCAUACCAAGCAUUCCCUGACCAGAUUGAAACGCCCAGCCUCAAGCAACCAUUCACUACGACUAUUGUAUUAACCGUCGAGUGUCCGCAAGUGACGUGGGCCCGACAUGUUGAUCUUUCACUUCAUGAUAGCAAACAAGGGAACUCGUCCGUAGCUUUUUACACCUCUACGCUGCAGCUUCCACUAUCUGUCUCGACAACUGACAAAACCUUCCUGCCGACAUUCCAUUCCUGUCUUGUUUCUAGGACUUACGAUGUCUGCCUGCGUCUUACGUUCAAAAAGGGGUAUUUGACAAUUAUAGCACCUCUCCAAAUUAUAGCUGAACCUUGA